AUGAAACUAUCAAUCACCAUACUAUCAUCGAUCCUGGCUGUUUGCUCAGUCACGGUCGCCAAUCCAGUCGAUCCCAGUUCGACCAUGAGUGCUGAAGCUAGUGCUUCGACAGCUUCUCCUGACGUGGCUAUAGCUAGUGGGUCUGGUUUUACAAUUCCUUUAAAUCCGUAUAUGGCUGAUUGUCAUCCAAUUACGUUUGAAGGAAUACAGAUGAUCAGGAGCUAUGCGGAUAGUAAACAUGGCUUCGACAACGCAAAGAAACAGCGCAUCUUGAAAAAGCAGGAGAUUAUAAAUCAAAAAAAAAGGAUAAAGGGGCUAAAAGAACAACUCGACUAUUUGUUAGAUCAAGCUAAGGAUUCCCCUGGCUCUGAAGAUCUCGAUGAGGGUUUUCACAGUAUUUCAUCAAAGUAUGUUAGACGGCUUAGGGCUCUUGAAAAGGAGUUGAAGAAAUUCUCGAAAAAGCUUGAAGAGAUGCGAAAGGUAUUGGCUGUCUUGAAAUCGGAGCUUUAUGACUAUCUCGUGAAACAUGAUACGACAGGGUUGGUGGCUGCUGGUAGCACUGUAGACCUGAAGUCAAUUCCCGGAUUUGACAAAUGCUUCGACUAUUUCUACAAUCGCUCAUUACAGCGAUCGCCACAAUCUGGGCAUGGCUCUGCUAAAGCAAUCAGACUUUAA
Batrachochytrium dendrobatidis JAM81 is the source of this 675-nucleotide messenger RNA. RefSeq lists its product as uncharacterized. The record is from RefSeq and is a predicted model, not a curated record. Lineage: Eukaryota; Fungi; Chytridiomycota; Chytridiomycetes; Rhizophydiales. The transcript has a single exon. The coding region runs from base 1 to 675 and encodes 224 amino acids.